CAUUCUGCCUUCAGCUCUCGUUGCUUACAGUGUUUCGUACAUCUAUCACCAUGAAAGUGGCUAACGUUUGUGGUUCGUCAGGAGUGUCCGGUGGCCGUGUGGCGAGGCCGCGUCGUGAUAUCGAGAACGAGGAAGUUCAGAUGUACCUCUCUAAAUUGAAGGAGUUGGUACCCUUCAUGCCCAAGAACAGGAAACUCACCAAGUUGGAAGUGAUCCAGUAUGUCAUCGACUACAUCUGUGAUCUUCAAGAGGCCCUGGAGACGACUCCCGUUGUUCAGAUUUCCACCAGGUCGCCGAACAGGCAGCCUUUGGGUGUCUUGGCGCCUAACACCAUCGUACCUCCAACCUCUUGCUCCACGCAGGAAGCCGCCACUGCUCCUGUACACCUACUAGAAAAAGUUCCAACGCCAUCCGACACCAGGCCAGUAUCAGUCUGAAGAUGAGUUCGAAACAUCAGAAGAUUCAUGUAAAUUACUUCGUCAGAUCUCUUCGUGUCGGAUUUGGAGGAGCUCGUCGACAUUCCAGCUGAUAAUCUCCUUAAAAUCGAUCGUCGUUUUUAUAUGUGUAUAUUCAGAAUUUAUUGUCUGUGAUGUUAUGUAGAUUUAUAUAUUAUUUUCGUUUUGUUUACCUUUUUUUUUUUUAAUUCAUAUUUUUUUUGUUUCUUCGACUUAAGGUCAAAAAAUUAUGACUUUUUAAAAAGUAUAUAUAUU
Nezara viridula (southern green stink bug) is the source of this 710-nucleotide messenger RNA. NCBI's taxonomy places the organism in Eukaryota, Metazoa, Arthropoda, Insecta, Hemiptera, Pentatomidae. The record is from the annotation of a GenBank genome assembly.